Messenger RNA from Taeniopygia guttata (zebra finch), 8282 nucleotides. It is a transcript of the gene DNTT, whose product is annotated as DNA nucleotidylexotransferase. Gene Ontology annotation, biological process: double-strand break repair via nonhomologous end joining. Gene Ontology annotation, cellular component: nucleus. The record is from RefSeq and is a predicted model, not a curated record. Gene Ontology annotation, molecular function: DNA nucleotidylexotransferase activity; DNA binding; DNA-directed DNA polymerase activity. NCBI's taxonomy places the organism in Eukaryota, Metazoa, Chordata, Aves, Passeriformes, Estrildidae.
UUGUUGUCUCAUGAUUUUGACCAAUAAGCAGUGAUGAGAAUAUGUCUAAAUGGUUGAUAAAAGUGAAGAAUAUUACUUCCUCUAAUACCUUCUCCAUGAAAUGUGAGUUCAUUCCCUCCCAGAAACAUUUACUCUUACAGUCUUAUUUAGGUAGUUUCUUUAACCUCUCUUUGCCAUUAUUAAUAAAAAAAUAUUUAUGAUUGGUUCCUUUCACCAUGCUGUUUACAACCGAACAGCAACAGCUCUUGAAAAGUUGAUCUGAACCCUUUUUUUCCCAGCCAUCUAAGCUGAGCAUUAUUGCCCACAAUUGUGUGCCCUCUCUGUCCCCAAUCACCUGGUUGUCCCCGAUUCAACCUUCUCUCCUUGUUUUUAACACUUGUACAAUGUGUAGGAUGAAGAAGACAUUUUAACUAUACAACCUGUAUACAAGUGAAAUAAGGAGCCAGGAAUCCAUUGAGUCUGUAUAAAAGGGAAGGUAUAGCAUACAUAUAAUUACUUGUGACAAAGAACUUUCUGGAUUUACUGAAGUAUGAAAAUAUGCAUGGAUUUUUCCCUCUGCAGGUUGUGCAAUAUUUUGUACUUUAUUAGAUGCCUACACAAGAUAAUGGAAUGUCAGAUUUUGUGUAGAUACAAACCCAUACUCUUAGCAAAAUAAAAUUUUAUCAAUGUUAACUGCAUGGUUCAGUGAUUAUGAUACUUACAUACAUAACCCCCCCAUUACAGUUCUUUAACUAAACUUGUGUGUAGUUUCUAUAUCCUGUCGCAUUUUGUUUAUAUAAAAUUUCAUUACUUAGAAGAGACAUCUUAGAUUACUUUCCAAUACAUUAAAAAGCAUGACUACAUCUUAUAUCAUUAUUUUAGUAGUUCGGUAGUAUUGAGUAUCUUCCUCUACAGACUUCUUGACAUGAUUUUGAUAUACAUUCACUCACAGCUGUCAAAGCUGUAGUCUGGGUACACUGUUAUGGCUUCCUUGUUCUUUGAAGGUCAUUGUACAGCAGCUGUGCGUGUUAUGCUGAGAAAUUCAGGUGUUCUGUGUGAUGAGCCUGUAGAACACAGACUGUUGGCUAAGGCCAAAAGAGAGAAAAAGCACUAUUUUCCUCAGUGCCUCAUGUAAGUAACUUGGUGGUUUGGCCUACAUAUCUGUAAAUUCUCCUCUUUUACUCGUUUGCUUGGGAGAGUGAAAGCUUGAGUGGCAGGUUGGUGUGACUUCUCUGGUAUUUGACUCAAGCUUGCAGAAGAGCAGCCCAGAGUAUCAGGAAAUGAGCUGGCUGGUUUUUGAAAACAUGUAUGUACUUGUCAAAAUAUUAUUUCUUGGCUAUAUAAUAAUUUUGGGAUCUACUGGUACCUGCUGCCUAUAACCACAGCACAGUCUCAGGAUUUAGGCCUUUAGACCUCUAACUAGUCCUGAUUUACAUAUUUGUAAAAUAACAGUGUUGCACAGACAAAUUUAGCCCCUAUUUUGUUUUUCAUGUUUUUAUGGAUGACAUUUUGAAUUCUAGUGCACUACAAACCUCACAAUGAUCUGCUGACAGCAAAAGAAAGCUAUGAUAUUGAAUUGUGUCCUUGAUAACACCACAAAGUGCAAAGUGACUAAAAAUAGCAUGUAUUUUUAGUAAAAUUUGAGUAAAUUGCAACAGAGCAGCAUUUUCAAAUAUGUUUACCUGCUUUAUGUCCUUCUGACUGUCGUGCUUCAAAAUACAUAAUAAUAAUAAGUUUAGCACAGGAGAAGAAAAAGCAGAAGGAUAUAGGAAACCUUAUGGGAAGAAAGAAAUUGAAGUUUUCCGGUGAAAUUCUUAUUAUGUUGUGUUCUUUUGAUUUGUCACUUAAAUAUUGAAUUACCAGCUGAUUAAUAGCUAUGUGAUAGUAUAUUGAGUCUGAAUUUUUACAUAGAAGAAAAUUAACUUCUGUUUCUUAAAACUGAAUCUUCUCUGCAACAGAAAACACAGAAAAGAGGGAUAAAGCUCAUAAUGUAACUACCUCAGGUGCAAAUGUACUGUGUGUCUUUGAAAAGUAUAAAAAAUGCGUCAAAGCUUGUGAUGAAAUUUUCUAAUAAGCAGGUGUGCAAGAUAAAAUAAUGGCAUGAGACUUGUACCUAUCAUCUAAAGAAUCAGAUGACUCUAAGGGCUGCCUUUUCAAAAAUGUUCUACAGACAGUGGUUUCUUUUUUGUAAAAAUCGGCCAACAUAUGUUCACUGCUAAGUAAACAUGUAGUGCUACACUGGGGCGCAGUUUCUGGGGGCUAAUGCAACUUUGAAUUGAUUAAGUAAUACUGAGUUUUCUGCAAGAUGAAACAAUGGAAGCAAACCUUGAGAUAGUCUGGAAAAAGAAUGGCUCAUAGCUUGGAGAAAUAUUUUUUUAUGCAGUUGAAAAUAAAUUAGCCUUCUUUGUAGUUGAAGGUAGAGCCAUCAAAUCCACUCUGCAAAAUAAAAAAUCUAUAAGUAUUUUGUGAUACUGAGGCAGCUGCCAAAUUAUUAGGUGAAGUCAGUAAGAAAUGGAAAGUAUGCUUUUUGUGGAAACUGUCAAAAACUGUUUUGUGUUAUAAAAUUCCUGCUGCCUGAGUCUAAAAUUUUCUGUUAUGAAUUAAUUACCCAGCUAGUUACUUCUGCUGUAAUUAGUUCUGCAUUAGUGGAACGCAGCACCUAAAUAAAUUAAAAAGGUGAGAAUUCUGCUCUAUUCCACUCUGCUUUUCACAUUCCUUCAGUUCAAAUUUCUAGGAUUAAAAAAAAAAGGCUUCUAAUUUAUUUUUCCUUCACCUGCAAAAUUCACAACACAUCACUUGGAUGAACAUCUGUUUUGUUUUCUCUCUGUACUUAGCACAUAGAUGUGUCUAAUCCACCUCAGCAAUUCCUUUGGCUUCUCUGGUGCUGGCUCUGACUUUUUCCUGCAGCUUAUUUCAGUGGAGUGUGCAGAAAGAUCUCUGUCAGGACUCACUGUGCUGUUAGGUAUUACCUGUUGUAUUUCCUCAAUAGCCAAAAACUGAUAAAAUUUAUCUUGGUUUGACUUCCAUAAGCUCUUAAGAAGGGGGCAUUUUGUAUAAUAUUCAUAAGUUUUUAUUCCCUUUGCAACAACAUUAUUUAUGGUACUUAUUCUUACUUACUUCUCUCUUUUAUAUUAAUUGGGCAGAUUAUCUCCUCAGAUUGAUGGUGUGGGAGCUUUCCUGUACUACUAAAAAUUGAAAGAUUUCUGUGAAUCAUGGCAAUAGCCUUUCCCCAGUUUUCAUUAUUUUGGUUUAGGUAUAUUUUUCCUUAUUAAAUUCAUCAUGCUUUACUACCUGUAAAUGUAGAAGGUAUAAAUCUCACACAUGUUUGUACAUUCUGUAAUGUAAAUAUGUCUGGAAAUGUUGCAGUGUCACUGCAAAGUGCAUCAAUUCUACCACCUUAGUAACUAUUACAACAACUAAAUAAAAGAAGAUAAAUGAACAAUUAGAUGUUUUAUAUGCAGUGUCCUACUAGAGGAGCAGAAGAGGACAUAAAUAUUAUUUAUAGAUAAAGAAUGAUAGGAGUUAUUAUAACAGUGUUUUAAUUUUAUUAUAAUUUAACGGUGUUUAUUUCUAGUCUUAUACAGUUAUAGAAGAAGUUUCUGAAAUUUCCACAGAAACAAUAUUGAGUCAUUGCUGAGAUAAGUAACAUUUACAGCUGCCUAAAUUUAGACUGUGCAACCCUGUUUGUGUAGCUCCUCAUCUCUGGAAGGUUGUCUGGUAUUUCUUAGUUAAUGGAAAUAUCUUUAAUACUACCAGUGAGAUACUGCUCAAAAUCCAGGCAGAUUUACCAUUGUAAACUAUGCUUGGAAGAGAUGUGUAACUGUCAAAGGAGCUGCCUGGCCAUGUAUAGUGAUGGGAUUAUGCAGAUAUGUCUCUGCUUGUUGCUAAAGGUUCACAAGGCUCUCAUGAGACUAAAGUAUAAAGAAAACCAUUGAUAUACCAGCACAAAAAUCAAAGAAUAGUCCAAUAACAAUCACAACAAAGAGAAGCAGCUACCAUAGUCAGAGUAACUGAAGAGAACAAUUGUAAACCUUGUUACUGAACAGAGAGACUGAAGGAUGAGUGAAAAUAAUAGUUUCCAGGGAAUAUAGGCAUAUUGAUGUGAGUAGGAAACAGCUCCUGCCAGGAUUUGUCACCAAUUACUUUUCCCCUGUGCUGUAAGGGAGAACCCUAUUGCUCUAUUUAAUUAUUCAGAACUACGAUAUUGCUCUCCCCUAGUUUCUUCAGAAAGGGCUUAGGGAAAAAAACCUAACCUUUGUAGAAUACCUCUGUAUGCAGUAAGUAAAACAAGCUGUUAGCUCUUGGUAUGAUCUGAGAGAUGUUUCCAAAUAAAUUCUUUUUAUUCAGAUUUUCAUUUUUAAUUGGGUAGCCAAAAAAAAAAAAAAAAAAAAAAAAAAAAAAAAAAAAAAAAAAAAAAAAAAAAAAUAACCAGCACUUUUUGCCAUAUAUAUCACAAAUAUUGUAAAUUUGAUGACAACAGCUGCAGAAUUUUGUGUCCUCUCUAAGUAAACUUUAUAUGCCAAUAUAAUAACAUCAUACAGCCAAGUGGGCACAUUCAAAUCAUACCAUCAUUUAUCUAAGUUUUUUUGAAUUCUUGGUCAUAUGGCUCCUUAUGGAGUUUGUCACCUUUGAUGGGAAUAAUUCAAGCACCUAUAGCUCAGAACUGCCCCCUAAAAAUAUACUAGUGGUUCAAAGAAUAAAAAUAUCACAGAAUCAAUAAGGCUGGAAAAUACCCCUAACACUGAGUCCCACCUUUGACUGAACACCACCUUGUCAACCGGACGUGAUACCAAGUGCCACAUUCAGUCUUUCCUUAAGCACCUCCAGGAAUGGUGACUCCACCAGCUCCAGGUGCACUCAUUCCUAUGACUAAUCACCCUUUCUGUGAAGAAAUUCCUCCUAAUGUUUAACCUGAAUCUCCCCAGCUGCAGCUUGAGACUAUAAAAAUGGAUUUGGGGAAUUUAUUUUUAAACUAGGAAAAACACCUGCUGUAUGAUUUUUAGAUGCUGAAAGAUUGGUAACACAGGUAUAAAUGACAAAGGAAAUGCUUAGCAGCCAAGAAAGCCAGAAUUCAAGCAGAAGAGUAGUAAUGGGAAUAUCUACACAAAAACAAAUGUGAGAAGCAUUCAAAAAUUUCCAUGAAUUGGUUCAUUGGAAAAUACUGAAUUACUGAAGAAAAAUUACUAAAUGUGAAAUAAGAAAACAUCCAAUCACUUCUCUGAUUUUUAUUGUUGGUAUUUGGGAUAUGUUAAAGGCAAAUUUCACAAUUCUCCUCAUGAAAGCUGCAUGAAUGGACAAGUACUAUUUUAUAAAAUAUUUACAAUGCAUCUCACAUGACAUUAGGGCACUGAAAGACAGACAAUAAUCAAAAACGUGCACUGAGGACAUGUGAAUACUGUAAUUCAGAGGGGAUGUGUUUUGCAGCACUUUUCCUCUCAAAGAACCUCCCUUUGAAGUUGAUUAGCACUCUGCUCCUCAGAGGAGUUUGGGAUGCUGUUGCUGGCACCCGAUGUGGGUGUCAGCAAGUGAUGAAAAAUGUUUACUUAAAUGGCCAUCAGUAUUUGUGUCAAAAUCUUAAUCUUUGCCUUUGAUAGUGUUCAACAGUGAUCCAUAGCAAGGACAUAAAAGUUUGUUCAGAUUUCCCUCAAGGAAUGUGAAAUACUCUGAACUCCGUGAGGCUGUAAUGAGAUGGAAAAUUUCUGCAAGUUUCAGUGGUUUUAGGCCACAAUUCAUAUAUGGUGUCAUGACUCAGAGGAAAAUGGGGAUGACCAGAAGGAUGUUUUUGAUGGAACUGGGAAGAAGAAAAGGUUUCAGAAUAGAAAGUGAGCUAAGUGAAUCUGUCACUCAUAUUGUGGCUGAGAACAACUCUUACCUGGAGGUGCUGGACUGGCUGAAACAGCAGGCUGUGGGUGACAGCUCUAGGUUUGAGCUCCUGGACAUCUCCUGGUUCACAGCCUGCAUGGAGGCAGGAAGACCAGUUGAUUCAGAAAUGAAGUAUCGUCUCAUGGAGCAAUCCCAAUGUCGUCCUCUGAAUACACCUGAAUUGGAAAUGCCAGCACUUAUUGCAACAAAAUUAUCUCAGUAUUCAUGCCAGAGGAAGACAACUUUAAAUAACUACAACAAGAAAUUCACGGAUGCCUUCGAGGUAAUGGCUGAAAAUUAUGAAUUCAAAGAAAAUGAAAUAUUCUCCCUGGAAUUUUUAAGGGCAGCUUCAUUGCUGAAAUCUCUUCCAUUUUCAGUAACCAGUAUGAAAGAUAUACAAGGGUUGCCCUGUGUGGGAGACCAAGUCAGAGAUAUCAUUGAGGAGAUUAUUGAAGAAGGAGAGAGUUCUAGAGUUAAAGAAGUGCUAAAUGAUGAGCGAUACAAGGCGUUUAAGCAAUUUACUUCAGUCUUUGGAGUGGGAGUGAAGACAUCUGAGAAAUGGUACAGAAUGGGUUUGAGAACUGUGGAAGAGGUAAAAGCUGAAAAGACCCUGAAGCUGUCAAAAAUGCAGAAAGCAGGGAUUCUCUACUAUGAGGACCUUGUUAGCUGUGUCUCUAAGGCAGAAGCAGAUGCAGUAAGCUUGAUUGUCAAGAAUACUGUGUGUACAUUUCUACCAGAUGCUUUAGUUACCAUAACUGGUGGUUUCAGGAGGGGUAAGAAUAUUGGACAUGACAUAGAUUUUUUGAUCACCAAUCCAGGACCAAGAGAAGAUGAUGAACUUCUGCAUAAAGUUAUUGACUUAUGGAAAAAGCAGGGCUUACUCCUGUAUUGUGAUAUCAUUGAAUCAACAUUUGUAAAGGAGAAGCUGCCAAGCAGAAAAGUUGAUGCCAUGGAUCAUUUUCAGAAGUGUUUUGCAAUUUUAAAAUUAUAUCAGCCAAGAGUAGACAACAGCACUUGCAACACAUCAAAAAAAUUGGAAAUGGCAGAAGUCAAAGACUGGAAGGCAAUCCGUGUGGAUCUGGUCAUAACCCCCUUUGAGCAAUAUUCAUAUGCUCUGUUAGGUUGGACAGGCUCCAGGCAAUUUGGACGUGAUUUGCGGAGGUAUGCUGCACAUGAAAGGAAGAUGAUCCUGGAUAACCAUGCACUGUAUGACAGGAGAAAGAGGAUCUUUCUCAAAGCUGGAAGUGAGGAAGAAAUCUUUGCACAUCUUGGCUUGGAUUAUGUCGAACCAUGGGAAAGGAAUGCUUAAAAUUAUUUGCCAGUGUACAUUCAUCAGUUGACUGCAAUGAUCUUUCUGCCCACCUUGCAGUCUGGUAUAGUUAUAUAUACAUAUAUAAUAAGUAUUUUUAUGACAACAAAAAAAUGAAAUAAGUAUUAGAAGCCACUUGCACGUGGUAAUGUUCCUAGAAGACAAGACUUUUAAGUUUUUCAAAAUCUUUUCCAGUCCUUUCUGGUUUUGAAUUUUCUAUGUGGGAGUGAUAAGACAGAGCUUGUUUUGGGGGGAAAACUUGUAACUGGUGAAAUUUUUGCUUAUGAUAGGAAUUUAACACUAGUAUGAACAAUACUUGUUUUUUAAAAUAGUCAGCUACAAUACGUAAAUAAUUCAAAACAUUUGAGCUGAGUCAAAACAUUACUGAAAUGUAUGCUGGUCUUUAACUGAAUUUCUUAUGUAUUUUGCUGAAUCCAUGUAUAAAAUUGUUCUGUAUAUAAGGCUUAAUGACCUAGGCAGUAACUACUUUGCAGUCUCAGCAACUUGAGGCUUCAGCUGUAAUAUUUUCCCAGGUAGGGCACCAUUCUACAAAAACUAUAAACAAGUUCAUAAUUCAGUGAGAGUUAAAAAACAUUUCACAGGAAGGGAUUUUGAAUGGAAAAGUGGAAUAACUCAGUAGCAAUCUUCAAUUUUUUAGAAAAACACCAUAAAUUUAUAGUACUGAUUUGGACUAAAGAGGAGUCAGGUUAUGAGGUGUAAUGGUCCUCAGUCAGGAAUUUGAAUCAUAACCUACAUGAAAACAAUAUUUUUAAGUGCCAGGCUGGUUACUGCUCCAAGACAAAAGAUUUCAAUUAUCUGUGCUCAAUUUAGAUAGAUGGAAAUUUAUUUAUUAGUAAGUGUGAAUGCAUUUACUUGAGCUGUUGGGCUAUUGGCUGCUCUAGAGUAUUCCAUGUCUUUAGUCAGAAAUUCAUACAGGAUGUAAGAGGCUUUCUGAUAAAAGCCCUACGAAAUAUUUUGGUUUCAGAAAAUGUCUAGGUAGCUCUUUUGACCAUAAUGACAGUGAAGGAUUUGCAAUACAUUUAUCCUUUAAUAAACAGGAGCAUUCAGUGCUUUAGAAAAUAAAGUUAUUUACUGAUCAUUUUUCAUUUGGGAAUAAAGGUGAUUAAGAAUA